This is a messenger RNA of Fragaria vesca subsp. vesca, 1215 nucleotides long. RefSeq lists its product as uncharacterized. Bases 166 to 1035 code for a protein of 289 amino acids. The record is from RefSeq and is a predicted model, not a curated record. Lineage: Eukaryota; Viridiplantae; Streptophyta; Magnoliopsida; Rosales; Rosaceae. The transcript is spliced from 7 exons.
AGGCAAAACAAGAAGCUUCAAACUCCUCUACGGUCUGGUUUGAUAAGGGAGGUCUCGAUUCACCGUUGCUUCUGUUUGGUACUUCAAACUCUACUUUUAUAAGUGUUUUCCGAAUUGGAGUCGUCAGCAGUUUGGCGCCAGAAAGAGGCAAAAUCUCUCGGAUCCAUGUCUGUAACUCGGCCAUGUCAGCGACAACCUGGGAUUCAGAAGCGGAGAGUUGUCAUAGAAAACAGCCAUGGGGAGAAGCUUGUGGGGAUGUUACAUGAUACGGGUUCCAAGGGGCUCGUUGUGUUCUGCCAUGGCUUACAUUCCUCAAAGGAACGCAUCCCCAUGGUGAACCUUGCUGCUGCAUUGGAAGAGCAAGGAACAAGUGCUUUCCGCUUUGACUUUGCUGGAAAUGGGGAAAGUGAAGGUUCAUUUCGAUACGGUAACUAUCACAGAGAAGCUGAUGAUUUACGUGCUGUAGUUCGACACUUUCUUGGGUGCCAUUAUGUGAUAACUGCAAUUGUUGGGCACAGUAAAGGGGGAAAUGCAGUUAUAUUGUAUGGUGCAAAGUACAAGGAUGUUCCUGUAGUUGUAAAUAUUUCUGGUCGAUUUAAUCUUGAAAGAGGCAUUGAAGGUCGCUUAGGUAAAGAUUAUCUACAAAGAAUCAAGAAAGAUGGAUUUAUUGAUGUGAAGAACAAAAGAGGCACAUUUCAGUAUCGAGCAACUCAAGAGAGUUUGUUGGAGCGGCUAGCGGUUGAUAUGCAUGCAGCCUGCCAGUCAAUUGAUCAAAAUUGCAGGGUUUUGACAGUUCAUGGAUCAAUGGAUAAGACUGUUCCUGUUGAAGAUGCUUACGAGUACAACAAAUUCAUACCUAAUCAUAAACUAUACAUAGUGGAAGGAGCUGAUCAUGAAUUCACUUCACAUCAAAAUGAGUUGGCUUCAAUCGUGUUGGGCUUCAUCAAGAAAGAAUUUCACCAGGAGAAGUUUAUGCUCAAGCACUCAUCACUUGGCACAAGAGUAGCAGAUAAAUCUAUUCAUUCACGGAUGUGAUCUUAGACUUAUUAUCAGAAACUUUUUUCCUGUGAAUGCUUGUAAUAUUACUUAACUCUUGUAGUUCCAAGUAAUAUCACUCUGCAUCAGAAACAUUGUCCAUUAUAGUGAUUGUUUUCAUACAUUGGUUCCAAGAUACAUCACACCUUAUCAAUAUGAAGAUGGAGUAGUUAUAAUCUG